AUGUCGAUCAAUGACAUGCCCUUAUCAAUAGUUUUGCAAGAUGCCACAUCCAAGGCAACUUCGCAAAAUCUGUUCCUAUUCCCUGGUAAGCGCAUGCCAAAGGUUCGUUCUCUCGCUCCGACUAAUCAACCUCACAGACGGCAGCGGCUCGGCGAUGGCCUACUCCUCACUCCCUCAAAUAUCACCAGAAACCCGCCUGAUAGCGCUCAACAGCCCAUUCCUCCGGCAACCACAGGACUACCCGAAUUCAAUCGAGGCAAUGGCUAAGAUCUGGCUUCCUGAGAUCCGCCGUCGGCAACCACGUGGCCCUUACAGUCUUGGUGGCUGGUCGGCAGGCGGUUACUACGGGGUCGAGGCAGCCAGAUUGCUUUUGGCUCAGGGGGAAAUUGUCGAAAGACUGGUGCUAAUUGACUCGCCCUGUCGACUGCUGUACGAAGCGCUGCCAUUUCCAACAGUGCAGGCAUUAGCAGACAAGAACCUGAUGGGCUCCACUCACAACCCAAAGCGAAAAGCACCAGCGUGGAUGCUAGAUCACUUCGCAGUCACAAUCCGAGCCAUUGAGUCGUAUGUGCCGAUGCCUCUUCGAACAGAGCUGAGACUUCCUGAAGUGUUCGUCAUUUGGGCGGCUGAAGGCAUUGAUGCAGCACACGAUUUGGACGUGGAUUGGAGUGUUAAGGUCAAUCGCUUGCUGUUGAGGACACGGAAGCGCUUCAGUCCACUGGGGUGGGAUCUGAUGUUUCCGAAUGUCGAAGUCAAGACUGCUGCUUUACCAGGCGCAAAUCAUUUCAAUUUGAUACAUGGUAGACACGCGCUCGAUUUGGUAGACCUAUUUCGACUUGUCAUGGGCCAACAGCUGUCUGUCGACCUCCAAUACGCUAGAUGUUAG
Messenger RNA from Lecanosticta acicola, 886 nucleotides. NCBI's taxonomy places the organism in Eukaryota, Fungi, Ascomycota, Dothideomycetes, Mycosphaerellales, Mycosphaerellaceae. The record is from the annotation of a GenBank genome assembly.